CAAGAAAACCCAUUGUUCUUAUAUCAGUGAGUAGAAUCUUCAAGUGUCUUUUGGUUCUGAUCAAACGCUCUAUUCAAUUCUCUUAAUUGGAAAUCUUUUUCAAUCUCUUUGCUUUCUUGUCUCUUUCUUUCUGAUGAUAAAAAUCUACUUUCUUGUUAAUUUCACUUAAGUAAACAAUGAAUUAUUAAUUUCAAAAAAAAACAAUGAAUUAAAGAGUCUUUCUUCCUUGAAUAGUUCUCUAGCUAGGGUUUCAAUUAGGUUUUAUAUCUAUAAAUACAUAUAUAAAAUAAGAAAUCAAGAAGAAUAGCCAGAGAUGGUGAGAACACCAUGUUGCAAAGAAGAAGGAAUAAGAAAAGGAGCUUGGACUCCUGAAGAAGAUGAAAGGCUUAUUGCUUAUGUUCAACUACAUGGUGAAAGCGGAUGGCGUACUCUCCCGGAGAAAGCUGGAUUGAAGAGAUGUGGUAAGAGUUGUAGACUUAGAUGGGCUAAUUAUCUAAAACCCGACAUCAAAAGAGGAGAGUUUACUCCUGAAGAAGACGACACUAUAAUCAAGCUUCAUGCUCUUAUGGGUAACAAGUGGGCCGGAAUAGCAACUAGCUUGGCGGGACGAACCGACAACGAGAUAAAAAAUUACUGGAACACAAAUCUCAAGAAGCGCUUGACACAAAAAGGUCUUGAUCCAACCACUCACAAACCGAUUGAUCCAGCUGAUCAAACCGGUUUCGAGCCAAAAUAUCAUAAACUCGGUUCAUCCGGCUCCGCAAGAUUUCUGAACUGCAUAGCAAGGAAAUACGCGGGAGCUUCAAACCGGGACCUACUAACUGGAAUCAUCAUCAGAAACUCCUCAAACAUCGCCGAGGGUUCACUGAACUCUGUCGAGGUCGAUUCUCCGACUGAAAAGUCGACCUUCAGAUUGCAAAACAAAGAGGCGGCAAGAUCAAGUGCUCUCACAUCGUUUUUGACCAACAAUAUGUCGUCAUCUUCCGGUCUUUCCGACAAUUGUUCUUUCGCCGACAAUCUCGACCUAUUCUUUAGCAACGAAGAGAUCUCGGAUAUGUAUAUGAAUGUUGAUAAUGUUGGCAUUAUGGAAGAGUUAAAGGAUAUUUUAAGCUACGGCGGUGCUGAUGCCGGAGAUGUUCAAAAUUCACCGGAGUUUCUUGAUUCUUGGAACGAAGAAGAUGAUUUGGACUUGGAGAAUUAUUAUUGGGUUCGUUAGAUUCCAAGACUGGUGUCUUUUGUCUGACAAGUGACGAGUCGGAGUCGUUGGUUUUUUCUUUAAUUGAUGUGUUGCUGAAUCGUCACGUGGGGGAAAUAACGAGUGUGUUGUAAUAAAAAUAAAUAAUAAAAUAAAUGUUUAGUUGAAAGAAAAAUAAAAUAAAUAAAAUAAGGGUUUCUUUUUUCACAUAA
This is a messenger RNA of Raphanus sativus (radish), 1407 nucleotides long. RefSeq names its product transcription factor MYB34. Bases 314 to 1216 code for a protein of 300 amino acids. The record is from RefSeq and is a predicted model, not a curated record. The transcript is spliced from 3 exons. Lineage: Eukaryota; Viridiplantae; Streptophyta; Magnoliopsida; Brassicales; Brassicaceae.